Lepidothrix coronata (blue-crowned manakin) is the source of this 1577-nucleotide messenger RNA. RefSeq names its product calcium-binding mitochondrial carrier protein Aralar2-like. The transcript is spliced from 4 exons. The coding region runs from base 114 to 551 and encodes 145 amino acids. Gene Ontology annotation, biological process: L-glutamate transmembrane transport; aspartate transmembrane transport; malate-aspartate shuttle. The record is from RefSeq and is a predicted model, not a curated record. Lineage: Eukaryota; Metazoa; Chordata; Aves; Passeriformes; Pipridae. Gene Ontology annotation, molecular function: L-aspartate transmembrane transporter activity; L-glutamate transmembrane transporter activity.
UCCCCUUCUCUGCCAUUUACUUCCCUUGUUAUGCUCAUUUGACAGCUUCAUUUGCAAGUGAAGAUGGGAGGGUUAGCCCUGGAAAUCUGCUCUUGGCUGGAUCAAUAGCUGGUAUGCCUGCAGCCUCUUUGGUCACCCCUGCAGAUGUGAUCAAAACAAGGCUACAGGUGGCAGCCCGGGCAGGACAGACCACCUACAGCGGCGUCGUAGACUGCUUUGCCAAGAUCCUGCGAGAGGAAGGUCCAAAGGCUCUGUGGAAAGGAGCAGGAGCUCGUGUAUUUCGAUCUUCUCCUCAGUUUGGUGUAACUCUGGUGACUUACGAGCUACUGCAGAGAUGGUUGUACGUGGACUUUGGAGGAGUAAAACCAGCUGGAUCAGAUACAGUUCCUAAAUCUAGGAUCACGCUCCCUGCUCCUAACCCUGACCAUGUUGGCGGUUAUAAAUUGGCAGUUGCCACUUUUGCAGGGAUUGAAAACAAGUUUGGACUUUACCUACCUCGAUUUAAGCCAUCACCACCUACCUCAAAGGCUGCUGCAGCAGUAGGACCCUAAAUUUAUCGCUGUAGGGUUUUUGUUAUUAGUUGGGAAAGAGCCACUUUUCUAAUUGGUUAAUACUUUGUUCCUUUAGCUUCUCAUCAUAUAAAAGUUUAGCUUCAUUUGAGUUUUAAGGUAAUUUUCAUCUUAAACGUAAUCAUUUGUCUUUGUGCUUCCGUAACCAGAUCACUGUGAAAUUCUUACCAGUUGUUUUAAGUUUGGGACCAUGAAUGUAUUGUCCACAUCUGACAUGUGCUUGUGUUGGGAAGACACUAAUUUUAGGUUCCGUUUAUUAGGGAGGGCUGGGUGAGAGCUGUGAACCAGAUCAUUUUACAGGCAGUGCGCAGUUGCAGAUUACCAGGGCAGAUGUCGCACAUCGUCACUCGAAUGGAAAAACUCAGUGGAUAUCACGGUGCUCAAAGCAGAAUGAUUUUGACUGUAUGUGUAAAUUGGUUAUAAACUUGGUGCGUGUCUGCAGAGGUCAGCAAAUAUAUACCCGGUACCUAAGUAUGCCAGUACAGCUUCAACUUUUUAAAUCUGUACACGCACAACUUCUGUUUCUGGAUCGUAUUAUGAAGCUUUUAUGUGGAACAUGUUUUUGUAAUGAAAACCACAUUUAUAAAUGUUUAGCCGUUGUAUUAUGUUACUGGUAUCAAAAUGCUCAAAAGAAAGUGUUAUUGUCCAUAGUCUUUGCACUUUAUGGCAGAACUUUUGGCAUUCUACUACACAUACAAGGAAAUUUCAUAACUAGGUGCCUAUCUUGGGUUGCUGGUGUUUGAAAUUCAGUUUGUAUAUGCACUUCUAUAGUAAAACGCUGCUUGUUUAAAUAACUGCAAUAGAAAAUUCAUGCACUGUAUCAAUGGUACCUGCCUUAAUUGCUGGCUUGUAAUUGGCAAAUAGAUGGUUUCAGAUUCUUAUUUACUUCAUCAAGUCAAAAGAGAUUAAAAUAAUCUAAAAUAAAAGAUUUUACUUAAUUUUUGGUGCCUUGCACAGUGUUUAGAAAAUUCUGUAUUUAUGAAGAUAGAAAUAAACCUUUCAAACAGA